UCUUCAGAAAGUCAAUUUACGUUCAGAUUGUGCUUUCACGGUAACUCACCAACUUCUUGACCCUGGUUUAGCUGCCUGUUGGUCAACAUUAAAUCAAAUAUGUCAGACAAAACGGAAGUUAAUCUAACUGGAGUGAAACAAAGUAACGGCGUGUGGCUUGUUAAGGUUCCUAAAUACUUAUCUCAACAGUGGGAGAAAGCCACAGAAAAGGGAGAAGUUGGAAAGAUAACCAUCGGAAAAAAGCACGGCAAAACAGAGGUACGUUUCAGCCUUAAUGAGGAUCUGACUGCCCUGGGCGAUGUGGGGGAGAAGAAUACAUCGUUGAAGGUCCCGAGAGAUCAUCCAUUCACUAUGCAUUCCGUGGGCGGACAGACCAUGGCUGCCUUUAGCCAGAGCGACACAGAUGGAAUCAGUCUGGAGGGGAUGGUGGUGCACAGAGCUGAAUGCAGACCAGUCGUCAAUGACAACUAUAUGAAGCUGAAGAAGUUGCAGAUAACAGAGUCCACCAAGCCUCAGCGAGUGUCACAGCAGCUUGAGAGAGCUAUCACUACCAUCUUCAAGCCUGUGGCCAACCAUGAUUUCAACCUGGAGCAUGAAAAGAAAAAGAAGUCUGAGGGGAAGAUGGUGCGAGCCGAGCGACAGGUUGUCUUGGACAUGCUUUUCUCCGCCUUUGAGAAGCAUCAAUAUUACAACAUUAAGGACUUGGUGGACAUAACCAAACAACCUGUGACCUACCUGAAAGACAUCAUGAGAGACAUCGGGACUUACAACAGUAAGGGCGCUCACAAAAGCACCUGGGAGCUGAAGCCUGAGUACAGACACUACCAGUCUGCAGAGGAAGAGGAAGAGAUGCAGACUGCCUAGAUCCAGCAAGUUCCUCUCGAGCCAGGUACCUCAUGCUGGUCUUCAUGGGAGUUCUUUCCUAAAAUGUUCCUAGGCUUCCAACUGUUUCAUAUUUGUUAGGAAGUUAAAUUUCUUUCAAUGACUUCCUGAACAUAUGUAUGUAAAAAAAGAAAAUAGUAUUUAUCACAAGUCUUAGGUGGUGCGUGAUUUUUGUUUGUGUCAUGAUUUUUAUUUGAUAAUUAUCACAGGGUGGGACAGAAUGCUGUGUAAGCUAGCAUGCUGUGAAUAAAUAACAAUGUUAAAUUAAAGAAGUCAAAGAAAUAGAA
This is a messenger RNA of Notolabrus celidotus (New Zealand spotty), 1169 nucleotides long. Its product is annotated as general transcription factor IIF subunit 2-like. Gene Ontology annotation, cellular component: transcription factor TFIIF complex. Bases 100 to 864 code for a protein of 254 amino acids. The transcript is spliced from 8 exons. Gene Ontology annotation, biological process: transcription initiation at RNA polymerase II promoter; transcription by RNA polymerase II. Lineage: Eukaryota; Metazoa; Chordata; Actinopteri; Labriformes; Labridae. The record is from RefSeq and is a predicted model, not a curated record.